Molecule: messenger RNA, 5105 nt
Organism: Oryctolagus cuniculus (rabbit)
Lineage: Eukaryota; Metazoa; Chordata; Mammalia; Lagomorpha; Leporidae
Product: KIAA0586 ortholog
Biological process (GO): smoothened signaling pathway
Cellular component (GO): ciliary basal body; centriole
Source: RefSeq, a predicted model, not a curated record
CUGUUGUCAAGCGCGAGUCGGCGCGCUGGGGACGCGGCGCGGAGAGGGUGGGCGUCCCUGGCCGCCUCGGGACGGGGUGUGUGAGGCCCGGCGGCGAAGCUCGGUGUGGGGGCGACCUGGAAGAAGCAGCGCUUCGGCUUCGUCCGCUUGAGCCGCCCGUUGGCGCUCGCGUCGUUCUGGGUCCUGGACGCCCGCGUCGCCGCUGCCGGCGAGCAGGGCACUGUCCGCAGACGUUCGUCCUUUGGAGGCUGCUACGCGAGUUCCUCAGACACUUGAGAAACCCCGGCGGGCCUGGGGGAGUGCGCGCGGUGUGCUCAGGCCUCCGGGGAAGGAAGCGCUGCCCCCGCUGACCGCCGGCGGCAGGAGGGCUUGAGCUCAGCCCGGAGAGGAGACGAUGCCGGCCCGGAGCCUGCGGGGAGGAGGCCGGGCGCUGCCCAGGCAGGAGGCGCCAGCCGGUUCAUCAGACUUAACCGCUGCUGGAAAUUCUCACCAGCCUCCAUUAGCAAAUCCCACUGUGUCAGAAAGUGUAAGCGAUUUUUCUAAAGAUGUUGCAGUGCAAGGGUUGCCUUUGGAUAACACAGAAGAGAGCAACAGACAAAAAGCAAAUGACAUCUGUAUUUCUCAGUUUGCCACGGGACAAAAAGAUGCUCUAAGAACAGUUUUAAAGCAAAAAGCACAGAGCAUGCCUGUUUUUAAGGAAGUAAAAGUUCAUCUUUUAGAGGAUGCAGGCACAGAAAAGGGUGCUGUAGCUCCGGAGGCUAGAAUUUCACCCAGUGGCAUUGAUUCAGCGACAACUGUGGCUGCAGCAACUGCUGCUGCUAUUGCGACAGCAGCUCCACUGAUAAAGGUGCAGAGUGAUUUGGAAGCAAAAGUCAACUCUGUUACAGAAUUACUUAAUAAGUUACAGGAAACAGAUAAACACCUACAGCGUGUUACAGAGCAGCAAACAAGCAUCCAGAAUAAACAUGAGUUACUGCAUUGUCAUGAUCAUGAAAAGCAAAUGAAUGUGUUCAUGGAGCAGCACAUUAGGCAUCUUGAAAAAUUGCAGCAGCAACAGAUAGAUAUUCAGACUCAUUUUAUUAGCGCUGCACUCAGGACUAGUAGUUUUCAGCCUGCUGACCUGCCCGCUUCCAGAGCAGUGGAGAGGUGUCCUGUAAGAGCAGAGCAUCCUGACCUUGGGGGCAGGAAUCUGUCCUCACGCAGCACAUUUGCUUCCAAACAAGCACCUUUAAGAGAAGUUGAAGAUUUGGAUUUUGAUAAACAGAAAUCUCCUUUAGAGACCCCAGCACCUCGCAGGUUUGCUCCUGUACCUGUUUCAAGGAAUGAUGAAAUAUCAAAGAGGGAAAAUCCUAUGGAAGAAAAAGAAAAUAUGGACAUGUUGGGUCAAAGAAAUAAAGUAAGACUCUUGGAACAAAUUUUGAAUAAUAAUGAUUCUUUGACAAGAAAAAGUGAAUCAGAUUUAACAUCACUAACUGUGUCAAAAAUGGGAUGGAAUCCUGAGAAAAACAGCUUUGAAACUCAGCCUUCUCAAAGAUUUCCUUCCUAUGAAGAGCUAGGAACAGCUGAAGUGACUGCACAGAAGUCUGAAGACACUCUUCCUGAUCUUGGCCAAAAGAACAAAGAUACAGACGGCAUGCUCCAGGCAAAAGAAUCUCUGAUGUUGAGGCUUGCUGAUCUCCCACAGAAUUCAGCUAAGCUUCGAACGGCCAGCACGACAAGAUCUGUUUUGAAGGAUGCUGAGAAGAUUUUGAGAGGAGUACAAAACAAUAAAAAAGUACUUGAAGAAAACUUGGAAGCUAUUAUCCGUGCGAAGGAUGGAGCUGCCGUGUAUUCCUUCAUCAGUGCUUUGUCUACAGAUAGGGAAAUAUCAGAGAAGAUUAGGAUUAAGAAGACAGUAGAUGAGUGGAUUAAAACUAUUUCUGCAGAAAUUCAGGAUGAGCUGACAAGAAAAGAUUAUGAACAAAAAAGAUUUGAUCAGAAGAUUCAAAGGAACAAGAAAGCUCAGAAUAUGAGUAAAGAUAUUAAAGCCAACACACAAGACAAAACUGUAAACAAAUCUGCAAUUCCAAGAAAAUAUUCUCACAAACAAGUAGAGGAGCAUUUUAGAACUCUACCAGUGAGGAACACCCCCGCCUCGAGUUUACAGAAAAAAGAGAGGAAAGAAGGGGUUUUGAAAGCAACUGCAGUGAUACAAGAUGAGGAUUAUAUGUUACAAAUUUAUGGAAAACCAGUUUAUCAGGGUCAUCGCAGCACUCUUAAAAAAGGACCGUAUCUCAGAUUUAAUUCUCCAUCUCCUAAAUCCAAGCCACAGAGACCAAGAGUAAUAGAACGAGUUAAAGGCACUAAAGUCAAGUCAAUAAGAACACAGACUGACUUUUAUGCAACAAAGCCGGUGAAGAUGGAUACUAAAAUGCAACAUUCCCUUGCUACAUUACCUCGUGUGGAUCAGCAGUAUGUAUUCAGUCCAAGCAGAGAAAUGCCUACUUUUUCAGGUACACUGGAAGGUCAUCUGAUUCCCAUGGCAAUUCUUUUAGGACAAACUCAAAGUAAUAGUGAUUCCAUUCCACCUGCUGGAGUAAUUGUGAACAAGCCACACCCUGUAACUGUGAUUACUUCUAUUCCCCCAUCAUCUCAAAGAAAAGAAACUGGAGUGAAGAAGCCCAACAUAGCAGUUGUAGAAAUGAAAUCAGAAAAAAAGGAUCCUCCUCAUCUUACUGUGCAGGUUUUACCCAAUGUAGAUAUUGACAGCAUCUCCAAUGGCAGUGCUGAGGUCAGUCCACCUCUGCCUAGUCCCAAAGAAGCAUCUCCUCUGCAAGCCUGGAUGCGGACUCCAGAAUUAAUUAAGGUAGAUGAAGAUGAGCUGAAGUUUCCAGGAACUAACUUUGAUGAAGUAAUUGAUGUAAUACAGGAAGAGGAACACUGUGAUGAAGUUCCAGAAUACUCUGAACCAGUUCUCGAGUUUAACAGAAGUGUUAAAGUUGUUUCUACAAAAUAUAGUGGCCCUCCAUUUCCACCAGUUGCUUCCACUUUUCAGCCUACUACUGAUAUUUUGGAUAAAGUAAUUGAGAGAAAGGAAGCAUUGGAAAAUAGCUUAAUUCAGUGGGUAGAACAAGAAAUAAUGUCAAGAAUCAUCUCUGGGCUCCUUCCAGUCCGACAGCAGGACAGACCUGAUGUCAGUGUCUCAGUCAGUGAGGCAAGUGAGCCUUUGUCCUCUGAUGCUGUGGAAAGAACAAGCAGUGGUGUCCUCCGGCUUUUUGUUGACGCUGGGGUUCCUGUGAACUCAGAUGUGGUUAGCCAUUUUGUGAAUGAAGCGCUUGCUGAGACCAUUGCUGUCAUGCUGGGUGACAGAGAAGCAAAGAACCCACAUCCCACUGCUUCGGUCGUUCCUGGUGAUGUUUUAACCAAUGAAACAGACUUGCCGGCAAGAGUGUGUACCCCAGUGGCUACCCCUCAGCCUACUCCUCCUCAUUCACCAUCACCUGCUAAGGAGUAUGUGUUGAUAGAAACCCCUGUUGCUUCUCCCUGUGAUUCAGAUCAUGAUGUGGCUCUCCCUGUGAAAGAAAUCCUUGCUGAAAAAGAAAGAUCUUUAGGAAAUGAUAUGCCUGCCAUCACCCUUAUUAAUACUCCAGCAGUCACUCCUGCUACAACACCUCCUCCAGCAGCAGCUGUUACCCCAAGUUUGUCAGAGAUUUCCAUCGAGAAGUUGAAGAUACCGAGCCCAGAGCUUCCUAAGCCAUGGGCUGAUGGAGACCUGCCUUUGGAAGAAGAGAAUCCUAACUUUCUUCAAGAAGAGCUUCCUUACCCAAGAGCUAUUGUCAUGUCUGUGGCUAAAGAUGAAGAACCUGAGAGUGAGGAUUUCCCAGCUCAGCCUGCGGCUCCAGAAGCAGUGCCCCUCACACCGUUUCCUGCCAGUGCCAAAGCUCCUUCCUCCUCCCAGAUGCCAACUUCUGAUUCAUCAACACCGGAGAGCACUUUGAGUGUCACUGUCACCGAAACAGAAACUCUAGAUAGGCCCAUCUCUGAAGGAGAGAUUUUAUUUAACGUUGGACAAAAAUUGGCUACCAGUGUUUUAGGAGAUGGAGGGCUGUAUUUGACAAAUCUAAAUGAUAGCCUAUCCAGCACUCUGCAGGAUGCCCUUGAAAUGGAAGAUGAUUCUCCCAGCGAAGGACAAGUGAUUAGGAAACCCCAUAAAGAAUGUCGUACAGAGGCAGUUCUUUCUCUUCUUGCUAAACAAAACCAGGAGCCAGGAGUUUCAGAGCAAGCAGCCUGUCAUGCAGAGGACUUGGAAAACAGUGUGGGCGAACUGAGUGAAGGGCAGCGGCUCGGGCUGCCGGCAGCUGCGGAGAGCGUCCCGCUGGGACGUGCUGUGCGCGCUCCGCAGCCUGGUAUCCACGCGGCGUCUUUGCGACAACAGUGGGAUCCUCAGCCGUCACCUCAGCAGCUGGGCACAGUGUCAGGUAAUAUUUGUGAAGGUUCCUGUGCUAGUCAUGGUCCGAUGAGUUUGGGAGAAUUGGAGUUGCAGCCAGACUCUAACGUUGUAGUUCCCACAACACUUCUGACUGUUAAAGAAAAUGUUGGUAAUUUACCAAAAACAGCUGAAGAUUUUUCUCAGUGCCAACAGAAGCAAGACCAGGAUGCUAAGCAAGCUGAACACAAGCCAGCACAAAGUCAUUUACUAUGUGUAAGAGCUGCACUUCCACAGCAACAGGUUUCACCAAGUGAUAUGGAUCGAACACAAAUUGAGCCCAAUCUGUAUCUUGCAUCUGUAUUUACAGGUGGUAAAGCUGCUCCACAGCCGUCGCCUGCCAAGAUGUCGGUGACGCUGCCCUCUGUGAAGCUGGAGGACUGCUCUCAGUCUCCGAGUGUCAGCACGGGGCGCGGGGACACGGAGUCCUCCGGAACAGACACCUUCUGAGAGGAAAGGAGGAGCCACACACUGUGCUGCUGGUUUCAAAGUCAUUUUACUUUGGCCUACAACUGCCUUUCAGACUGUUUGGGUCUUUGAGUAUGUCCUGAAAAAUUAUUUCUAAUUUUUAAUAAAAUGAAAAGUAUACUUGGAUAUUUUAGGUGAAGUUUUUAAAUAAAAUAAACAGAAGUCAUUGUAA